AUGGACCUAGGUCACAUAGGAAUAAAUCAAAUGCAAAAAACAAUAAGUUCACUGUAUACAGCUGAAAACUUAACAAAGAACAUAAAAAAAACCUGUAAAGAUUGUACGGUAUGUAUAAAAAACAAAUCAAGGGGACAUAACAAAUAUGGAAUGAUGUCUCAUUUGGGCCCGGCUACGAAACCCUUUGAGAUAUGUUCUAUUGAUACAAUUGGAGGUUUUGGAGGUUCCAGGUCCACAAAAAAGUACUUGCACCUACUAUUAGAUCAUUUCACGAGGUAUGCAUUUAUUUUGACAUCAAAAACUCAAAAUGCAAAUGAUUUUAUUAAACUAGUGAAGAACACCGCAGAAACUGACAAUAUUGGCAUGAUUCUCUCUGAUCAAUAUCCAGGUAUUAAUUCAAAGGAAUUUAAAAAAUUUUUAGAAGACCAACAUAUUCAACUAAUUUUUACUGCAGUGAAUUCACCCUUUUCGAAUGGUUUAAAUGAGAGACUAAAUCAAACAUUGGUUAACAAAAUUAGAUGCAAGAUUAACGAAAAAGAUACUAAAGUAGCAUGGACGACCAUAGCACAAAAUUGUGUAAAGAAAUAUAAUGAAACGGAGCAUACUGUCACUAGAUAUGCUCCCACGUAUCUAUUAAAUGGCACCGAUGUUACGAUUUUGCCUAAUGAGCUAAAACCAAAGAAGACAGAGACCAAUUGGAUUCAAGACAGGAAAAAAGCUCUAGAAAAUACACUUCAGUCACACAAUUACAACAAGACACUUUAUGAUAAAAAUCGUAUACACUUCGACUUCAAAGUGGGUGAUAUGAUUUUUGUGGAAAAUGGCAACAUGCUAAAUAGGAAAAAGCUUGAUGAACUGAGAAUCGGACCAUACAGAAUAAUGGAAAAAUUGUCUAACACGAUUUACAGGAUCAACUCCGGUUAUAAAAAAGCAGAGUCUAACUUUUUCCAUAUCUCAAAAUUGGUUCCAGCUCCGAUGCUUGACGAAGAUGACUAA
Parnassius mnemosyne (clouded apollo) is the source of this 996-nucleotide messenger RNA. NCBI's taxonomy places the organism in Eukaryota, Metazoa, Arthropoda, Insecta, Lepidoptera, Papilionidae. The record is from the annotation of a GenBank genome assembly.